AUGAAUUUUUUUCAUUACUAUGGUAAUAACAACACGAUAACAUACGAGGGUUUCGAACAUUUAUUAGAAAAUUUAGGUUUGGGAGAAUUGAAAUUUGAAAAAAAUCACGAUUUAUCGACUCACAUAGUUAAUGGAACGUUUAAAGACGUACACGAUGAAUUGUUUUUACACAAACACGAUCAUAAUUUAUCAGAAAUUCAAAAUAUAAAUAAAAGGAAUAAGAGAAAUGCAUUAGAUAACCAAAGAAAAUGUUUAACACCUCAAGAUAUAUUGCUCGCAUUUGGACUUCAACCUCAUCACAGCGUAAUCAUUUCUCCCAACAAAUAUUUACAAAUAUGUCCGGCCAUUAUUUACGAAUUGGAUAAUAAAUUAUGUCAAAUCCAAGAUGAAUAUUUUCAAGAAAACAAGGAAUAUUAUUUAGUUUGGAUCUAUGCAACUAUAUCGAUAUUGAUUAUGGGAAUUUCUGGAAUGGUUUGCGUACUAAUCGUUCCAGUUGUUAAAAAACACGGGUAUUCGUACAUAAUACAAUUUUUAGUAUCUUUAGCUGCUGGAACAUUAUGCGGUGAUGCACUUAUUCAUUUACUACCACACGAUAUUUUGAUAAUUAACAAUAAUAAUAAUAAUAAUAAUAAAUUAAAUGCCGUAACUAAGGUUUUCGUACAAAAAAAUGUUUCCAGAUCGGAUACGACAUUAAUUUUUAAAGGAACCCUCACAUUAUUUUCAAUUUUUUUAUUUUUCAUCAUUGAAAACGCACUCAAAGAAAUUAAAUCAAAGAAAAAUAUUAAAAAAUCUAACGAAAUGGAUAAAAUGUUACCUGGAAUUGUUAAUAAAGUUGAAAUUGACGAACGACAUCAACAUCAUCAUCAUCAUCAUCACCAACAUGACCAUCAAGUAAAAGAUGUCAACACUUUAGCAUCAAUGACCAUCAUCGGUGAUAUUCUUCACAACGUUACCGAUGGUCUUUCGAUUGGAGCUGCUUUUUCCUCAAGAAUAUCAUCCGGUUUUGCUUCUUCCAUAGCCAUUUUCUGUCACGAAUUACCACACGAAAUGGGUGAUUACGUCGUACUUUUGGAAAGUGGAAUGAGUGUUAAAAAAUCACUUUUUUAUAAUUUUUUAUCAUCCGUCUUCAGUUUUAUUGGAAUGGUAGCAGGUAUUCUCAUGGGUGAAAUCUACGAUGCUUCUUUAUGGAUAAAUGCAUUUACGGCAGGAAGUUUUUUAUACAUAGCAAUUUCUGACUUACUACCGGAAAUGAGAUCAAAAGCAUUUCACAUAAAACACGUUCUUGCACAAAUAUUAGGAGUUACUUGCGGAGGAUUAUUAAUGUAUGUCAUUGCUAUUUACGAAGAUAAAAUCGAAGAUGUUCUAUACUAA
This is a messenger RNA of Pediculus humanus corporis (human body louse), 1371 nucleotides long. RefSeq lists its product as uncharacterized. Gene Ontology annotation, molecular function: zinc ion transmembrane transporter activity. Gene Ontology annotation, biological process: intracellular zinc ion homeostasis; zinc ion import across plasma membrane. The coding region runs from base 1 to 1371 and encodes 456 amino acids. The record is from RefSeq and is a predicted model, not a curated record. Lineage: Eukaryota; Metazoa; Arthropoda; Insecta; Psocodea; Pediculidae. The transcript is spliced from 10 exons. Gene Ontology annotation, cellular component: membrane.